UCAGCGUGAAGAGGGAGCCGAGCACGGAAGAACCAAGCAGCCCUCUCGAGGCCACGAGUCCUGGUUCCAUCCUGCGCAACAACAACGCGAGAAUGGAUCGCACGCAAUGGCGGCACCGGCAGUCGACAGAUGAAACUCGGCGAAAAAGGCCGCAAUUCUUGCGUUACAAGAAAAGAGUUCUCUCGGAAGAGAGGAAAGAAGAGUGAAGGGUGGGAGAGAAGUGUGUGUGUGUGAGAGAGAGAGAGAGAGAGAGAAAGAGAGAGAAUAAGAGAGUAUAAGAGAGAAAGAUAGGUGGUUUUUAAGAAGUGGAAGAAGAAGAAACGGAAGGAGAAGGAAACUAAACGCGAACGGGCUAUUACACACAGAAGCGAUCGUUUCCGAUCUCGAAAAUAAUGGGUUGAACCCUCGCGUCGUUAAAUUCGCAAGAGAAAAAAAAAAGAAUAAGGAAAGAUAGAGAGAGAGAGAGAGAGAGAGUGAGAGAAAACUAGAGGCUCGUUUAUCGACCAAGAGGAUGAUGAUCGCGACAAAAUGGUCCCGAGCGAAGACGAUCCCGAACGUCGUAAAAAACGUCCCUAGCAACCUCGUUUUAUGGAUCUAUGCGAUAUAAAACAAAAAGCAGACAAAAAUAACAAACAAACAUAUCUAUAAUACAUAUAUAAUAUAUAUAUAUAUAUAUGUAUAUAUAUAUGUGCAUUUAUAUACCCAUAAAUCUAUACUUUGUUAAUAAUUGCAUAUAGAAGCGUGCAAUUUGCAUACACAUUUUUUUAUGGACAUAUUGAGGAGAGAAAGGAAUUUUGUUUCCCCCUCUCCGACCACUCCACCCCCUUACCCGCGAUAGUUUUUUCGUAUUUUUAAUGUGAUGUGUUGGUGUCAAAGUGUGGAUUUUUUUACGUUCGUUUUGUUUUUGAUUUUCCAUUUAAAAGAAAAACGAUAAAAAGAAAACAACAACAACAACAACAACGAGAACCUCGCUGCUGCUGCUGCUACUGUUGCUGCUGCGAUCUUAGAGAUCAUUGAUAAGAGUAAAAUAAAAUGAGGAAAUGAACAAAAAAUAUUGAACAGAAGGAUUAUUACAGGAAAUAUGAUGGAGUCAGUCGGUAAAAUAUUUUUUAUUGAGAAAUUCGCUCUCGUGUGAUUCCUCGAACGGUGAAAGCGAUUUAUUAUUUUCUUUCAUUAUUUUCAUUCAUUUCGAAGAAACGUGCACGGUCGACUUCCUCGUUCGUAAAAUUCGUGAGACUCAAACAACUUUGAUAUAUAAUAUAUAUAUAUAUAUAUAACAUAUAUAUGUAUAUAUGUUCGUCGAUUAAUCGAAAAUGUUCAUAGAAUUUUGUCGAGGAUUUCGAUUUUGAUACGAUUUUCCGUUGGGUAUAGUUAUUUUCGUACACUUCGCGCGUAUCCAAGGUGGGCGCGGGAGGGAGGGAGGGGGGACGGGGAGGAAACAUUUACGAGGACAACGAGACGAGACGACUAUCAUCUACGAUUCAAUGACCGGAGGGGUCUUAAAUUUCCAUCUCGGCGAUAUGAAGAGGAGUAUUGAACGAAGAAGAGAAGAAGUGGAUUGUUCGAUGUUAACAGAAGUAGCAUCAUCGAUAUCGUCGUUUUUGUUUUUUUUCGAAGAGAAUUACGAAGAAGAAAUCGUCUUUUUUAGUAAGGUGUUAUCCUUCUGACUAUAAAAAUAAAAUAACAAUAAAAAAGGAAAGAAAGAGAAAGCAAAAACAAAAGCGAAAACGUAAACGAAAACGAAAACGGAAUAAGUUAAUAAGAAAUACAGGUAACCAUUACUGGAAGAACGUGUGUUAACUUUGAUUGUUGGAUUAAAAAAAGAAAAAAGAUAAGAAAAAAAAAGAAAAGAACAACAGGUAAAUAGCAUUUGAGGAACAUAGUGCCGCGAGAACGCGAAUGGUGAACGACGUGCCCGUAAGCGAGGUGCACCAUCGCCGGGCAGAAUCAUCAUCAUCAUCAGUUUCUUUCGUACAAUGGACGUUUUCAAAAUCGACCAGUCCCUGAGCGCGGGUCUGGGUAGCGCCCCGGCACCGGACACGCUCACUCCGGAAGUGUCCUUUGACGCCGGUAGCGAAUUCAAUUUAAGCUUCUUCGACGGUCCGGAGGAAAACAGCACUCAAGGAUUCAGCGAUCCUGGAUCGGUUGGGAGUGCGAGUGCUUCCCCACCACCUGGUACACCAGGAACCAUUGCCGCUAAUCCGCCGAACGCCGCGCUACCGAUAGUCCAGGUGCCUUCAGGCAUCGUCAUUAAGCAAGAGCAACAUUACGCGGCAGCCGAUUCUAACAGUUCGACGCCAGCUAAAAGUUUUGUACCUUGUAAAGUUUGCGGUGACAAGGCAAGUGGCUAUCAUUACGGUGUUACUAGCUGCGAGGGGUGCAAGGGAUUCUUCAGAAGAAGCAUACAAAAGCAGAUAGAAUACAGGUGCCUGAGGGACGGCAAGUGUCUGGUAAUCAGAUUAAAUCGGAAUCGUUGCCAGUACUGCAGAUUCAAGAAGUGCCUAGCUGUCGGCAUGUCCAGGGAUUCUGUCAGAUACGGCAGAGUGCCGAAACGUUCGCGAGAACGAGGUCCUGAAGAUUCCGUACCGACGACCACGACGACGACCACAUCGACGACUACAACCGGCGUGCAACAGCUCACGUCUUCCGCUGGAACUGGCAAUAACAAUAAUAACAAUAAUAAUAAUAAUAAUAAUAACAACAACAACAACAAUAACAACAACAACAACAACAGCAGCAGCAACAACAACAAUAACAACAACACCAGCAGUCAAAAUAAUAACAAUAAUAAUAAUAAUAAUAACAAUAAUGGACAAGGUGGCAAUGCAAUGCCAAGAAUACCCCCAUCAGCGGUAGCCGAAGCUGAUCAAUCCGACACGGAUGUUAAACAGUUGGCAGUUUACGAUGUUAUCCUUCAAGUGUCGCAAGCACAUCACGCGCAUUGUGGUUUUACCGAGGAGUCCACGAGGGGUCUUAUACGAAAGCCAAUGAUAAUACCGGCGAGUGAUUCUUCGCAGCCGGCCAGCCCGGAAGACCCAGAGGCAGCCUCCUCAACAGCAGAAACCGUUGAAUCACAGAGAAUCUGGUUGUGGCAACAGUUUGCGACUAGGGUUACACCGUCGGUACAGAGGGUGGUAGAAUUUGCCAAGAGAGUUCCAGGAUUCUGUGAACUCUCGCAGGACGAUCAACUCAUUCUUAUCAAGGUUGGCUUCUUCGAGGUCUGGCUCAGUCACAUUUCUAAAAUGACUACAGAUAGUUCAAUGACUUUCGAGGAUGGUACAUACAUCACCAGGCAACAAAUGGAACUCAUGUACGAGCCCGACUUCGUGGCAGCCUUGAUGCAAUUCACGUCAUCUUUAAACGCUUAUCAACUGGCAGACGCCGAGUUAGGUUUGUUCUCGGGUGCAGUGCUACUCGGUGAAAGGGCUGGUCUUAACGACGUUAAAGCGGUCCAGAGGCUUCAGGAUCGUCUUUUAGAAGCCCUCAGAGUUCAAACUUCAAGAAAUCACAAUGGCACCGGUGCCGAAGCAACCUCAGCAUCUGGCUGUGCCAGCAUAUCUGGAGUUUCUCAGAGGAUACCGGAACUCAGGGCGCUUGGUGCUAGGCACGCUAAUCUUUUAGAUUGGUUUAGGAGAAACUGGACUAAACUGAAGCUGCCACCUCUUUUCGCCGAGAUCUUCGACAUUCCUAAAUGCGAGGAAGACCUGCAAUGAAGAGGACUCGUAUCGAAACGGCACAGGCAUUAUAUGAUGGGUUCCUGCCGGGAUAAAUCUAAGCUUUCCAGAGCUGAUCGCACAAAUAAAGAAAUUCAGGAAACGUUCUCGAUUUCGCUGGUUGAGAAACGACAGUGACGUAUCAUCGUUGCUAAGAUGAGAUGCGAUAGAAGAAGAAGAAGAAGAAGAAAAAGAAGAAGAAGAAGAAGAAGAAGAAGAAGAAGAAGAAGAAGAAGAAGAGGAAAAAGGGCUCAUCGAUUUUACCCCGUCUCAAUGGAGAUGAUGAUGAUGGACCAGACAGACCAUCUUUGGAAAGAGGGGGAUUCCUUUCUGAUCUAUUCUUUGUUAUGGAGGGUACGGAUUAGCAAUAAAAGCAAAACCAUUCUCGGUCUGGACCAUAUAUGAGAAUGAAAAAUAUUAACCUCGCUUUAUCGCGAUGGGAUAUAAUAUAUCACAUAUAUAUAUAUAUAUAUAUGUAUAUCGUAACAAAAGAUGAUGUGUAUAUAUAUAUAAAAAUCGCAUUUUAUUCGUGAUUUUACGAGUCGUUUCGAUGGUGAGAAAAGAUGUUUUUCUAAGUGGAAGUACAAGCAAUACAUAUACUAAAGUUAUAUGCUCAAAAUCCGCGUAACUCCUGCUGAAGAUAUGAACGAACGAACAUAUGAUCUAGGAUGAAGAAAAACAAGAUGAAAUCGUUCGAAUUUAAAGUAUAAAGCAAGCCAAAAAAAAAGAAAAGAAAAGAAAAACAGAAGAAAGGCAAAGAAAAAGCAGAGAGAGAGAAAGAGAAGUUGUACCUUUGACGAUACAUAUUGUAAUGAUGACUCGAUAUUUCGCACCCUUUUAAGGGAUGGGCAAUUAAAUACUCAAUAAUGUCGGUAUGAUAUUUCGCGUUAAAAGUUAUUAUCUCGUGUAUAUGCCACAUUGCGUCGAAAUAAGCGAUUUUCGAAAAUUUGUACGUUACUUGUGUUUUAUUUUUUCUUUUUUUUGGCAUUCGACAUGCGCAAAAGAAGAAAAGAGGAAAAGAAAAAAGUAACGAGAAUGAGAAGAAAAGAGGAAAAGAAAAAAAAAAAAAUAAAAAAGGGGAUUAAAAGAAGAUAAUGCGAUCAAGUUCGCGAGGUUUAUUGAGAUAACUUUCGGAGUCCGAUUGGUGUUCUUCUCGAAGUUUUAAGAAUUUUAACGUAUUAUUAUAAUAAGAGGACUUUGAAAGUUUUGGAAUUAAUUUUUAAUUAAUUAAGGGCGGAGGAGGAGGAGGAUAGGAGAAAAGAAUUAUCGCGAUAUUAUAUAAAUAUUUAGAAAAUUAUUCAACACUAAUAACAAGACCGGCGAACGUGAAAACACCAAAUUCCUUAGACAUAUCGGAAAAGAUCUAAUCGUAUAAAAAAAAAAAGAGUGGACAGGAAAAAAAAGAAAAAAGAAAAAGAAAUAUAAAAAAAAAAGAAAAAAAAAGAAACUCGUCUAAAAUGAAAUCUCUUCUUUCUAGGUUUUCUUGAUUGAACCCUUCUUCUUUUGUCUUUAAAGAUUUUCAAAGUGACGCGCGUAAGACUAAAUUGACGGCAAUAUAAACGGUUUGCACUUAUAUGGAAGUAAGAAGAUAAAAGAAGUUACGUAAUACUCCAGUUAAUGAAAAGUAAAGUAAAAGAAAAGAAAAGAAAAGAAAAGAAAAAAAAGAAGGCAAAAAAACCGCGUUAUCUAUCGCGAAGUUAUGAAUUAUCCUAAAAUAAUAAUGUAAUUCAUAUAUAAAACGCAAAUAAUAAAUAAAUCUCAUGUUAUAAGACUCGAAAGGAUAUUCUAUUUAGAACGUAACAUUCGAGGUAAUCUGCUACGAAUCUCAAUCUAUGCAAUCUCUAUUUUUAUUACUUGACAAGUAGAAUAGUAACAAUAUAUAUAUAUAUGCUAACUUACUUCAGGGUGAUUCCGUCAGACUAUUGAUCGCUUAGAAUCAUUCAUUCUAAUUAUCCUCUUUCCAUGAAAUAUUAUUAUAAUUGUUCGUUUCUCUGGUAAAAAGUCAUUUAAAAAAAAAAAAAAAAAAAAAAAAAA
This is a messenger RNA of Polistes canadensis, 5747 nucleotides long. It is a transcript of the gene Eip78C, whose product is annotated as ecdysone-induced protein 78C. The transcript has 8 exons. Lineage: Eukaryota; Metazoa; Arthropoda; Insecta; Hymenoptera; Vespidae. Gene Ontology annotation, biological process: regulation of DNA-templated transcription. The record is from RefSeq and is a predicted model, not a curated record. Gene Ontology annotation, molecular function: sequence-specific DNA binding; zinc ion binding; nuclear receptor activity. The coding region runs from base 1977 to 3713 and encodes 578 amino acids.